Messenger RNA from Lagopus leucura (white-tailed ptarmigan), 3507 nucleotides. RefSeq names its product synaptotagmin like 5 (gene SYTL5). Gene Ontology annotation, cellular component: plasma membrane; exocytic vesicle. The record is from RefSeq and is a predicted model, not a curated record. Gene Ontology annotation, molecular function: small GTPase binding; neurexin family protein binding; phospholipid binding. Bases 476 to 2770 code for a protein of 764 amino acids. Gene Ontology annotation, biological process: exocytosis; intracellular protein transport. The transcript is spliced from 18 exons. NCBI's taxonomy places the organism in Eukaryota, Metazoa, Chordata, Aves, Galliformes, Phasianidae.
CAUGCUGCAUCCUCUUCACAGUCAGUGAGGAAAGAUAGAUGCUACCAGACAGGGACUCCUCUGACCUUUAAAAAUCUUCUUGCAAGAUAGUUUGAAGUAAAUACACCCAUCUAUUCAGUGGCACUGAACUACAGUUAUUCCAGGAAUGAUUCUGAAUCUGCAGCUGCUUAUGAAUGUGAUCUGAAGGCCUACAGCAUGUCAGAGAGCAUCUGCCAGGACACAGGGGCAUUCAGCAGCCAGAAAAAUGAAUGGCUUUUUUGAGGAAGAAAUAAAGAGGAAACCUUUAUGUCUCAUGUAGUUGGAAGGCAGAGCAAUACAACCUUGAUACCUGGUUAACUUAAAGGAGCAUUUUUUGAAAUACCUCUUGACUGUGAAUCUUGUAAUUCAGACACAGAAGUGCCUUUGGACCUGUGCAGAUAAUUCACUGGAAAAAUUGAUCAGACAAAGCACUCACUGUAAGUGUCACUGAGGAAUCAUGGCGAAGCACCUGGAAAUCAUCAAUCUGUCGUUUUUGUUGGAACAUGAAAAGGAAAUGAUACUGGGAGUAUUGAAGAGAGAUGAGUACCUGAAAAAAGUUGAAGAUAAAAGAAUAAGGAAGUUGAAAAAUGAACUUCUGGAAGUGAAAAGGAAAGGUGGAAGCCAACACUGCCAACAGGACAACAGCAGGGUCUGCGUUCGCUGUCAGAAAGGCCUGGGCUUUAUCUUUGACAGAGGAGACCUGUGCCAGACCUGCAAACUUCGAGUCUGCAAUAAGUGUCGUGCAGUGGGAACUGAUGGGCAGUGGAAGUGCUCCGUGUGUGCCAAGAUUGCACAACUAAGGAUAGUGACAGGAGAAUGGUUCUUUGAAGAGAGAGCAAAGCGCUUCAAACAAUCAAAUCUCGGAACCGAUGUUGUCAGACAGUCCAUCCUGCGCAAGUCCCCAGAUACAAUUUCCAGUAAGGCUGGAGAAAGAACGUUCAAAGAUCAACACCAAGAGAAUGAAGAAAAAGAAAUAUCAACCUCCUCCCUAACUGGACAUAAAUCAAUCUUUGGCAAACCUAGAAAGAUAGGGAAGAUGAUCAGGGCAGCUACCAAAGGAGAAAUUACAAUUGCAAAAGAUGAAGGUGGAAGGCACAUAGGCUGUGAAGCUGAACGCCAAAGCCUACACAGUAGCAAGUCAACGCCUUGUUCUGAGAGAGGAAGCACUAUUUCCCUGAACAGCAGCGAUACUGAAGCAGCUGCAGGCCAUCUAAGAGGGGCCAUGGGCCCUGCAAACAGAAGCAGCGCUUCCAUAUCUUCCCUCCUGAGGUCGCCGGCGCUGAGCACAUGCAGCAUGACUGCAGAUUAUAGCAGGGACACUGGUUCAGAAAAUGGCAUGAUUAUUCCAGCAAGUGAAAGUGUACCUGAAGAUUUAGUAAAGAAGCACCGUAGAAAAGCAUCUGGAACACCUUCCAUUGCAGUUUCUAGAGUAUCUUUGUCAUCAGACCGUAGCCGAUCUGAGAUAGAUUUGAGUGAAUCUUACUCUGAAGGAAAACAGGAUACCUUGAGCGUAAGAAGCAAAUCUGUACCUAGCGCCUUAGAUGAGGAGCUGGAUUCUCUGGAUGAAACAGAAGAAGAUAUUGAUGACAUCGUAGCCUCUCGUUAUUCAAGGAAACAUGGACAUCUGACAAGUGGAUUGUCAAGAAACUUCCCAGAAGGCUCUGACAGAAAAUGGAACUUCUUAAAUGUGCCUGAAACAGAUGGUGAUACUACCAGCAUUAACAGCAUGCUGAGUGUAUACAGUGAAACUGGUGACUAUAGCAACAUGAAGGUCAGUGGUGAAAUCCUUCUCCAAAUCAACUACAGCUACAAAACAGGUGCGCUCAACAUCCUGGUGAAAAGUUGCAGAAACCUGGCCAUUGUGGAUGAGAAAAAACAAAGGACUGAUCCAUACGUCAAAGCUUACCUCCUGCCUGAUAAGUCCCGCCAAAGUAAACGCAAGACCAAAAUUAAGAGUAACAGCACCAAUCCGGAAUUCAAUGAAACGCUGAAGUAUGUCAUCAGUCAUACGCAGCUAGAAACCAGGACCCUGCAGCUUUCUGUCUGGCACUAUGACAGAUUUGGACGUAACAGCUUUCUUGGAGAAGUGGAAAUUCCAUUUGAUUCUUGGAACUUUGAAAAUCAGGGUGAUGAGUGGUUUGUGCUUCAGCCCAAGGUGGAGGUUGCAACAGAUGUUGGGCUUCAGUAUAAAGGAGAACUGACAGUUGUUUUACGUUACAUUCCCCCAGAGAUAAACUUGAUGCUUCCUCUAGGGCAGUUUCAAGGAAAGAAGAGCUUUAAGAAAGGAAAAAAGGGAGAGAACCACCCGCCCACUGGAGGUAUAUUAGAAGUCGUCAUCAAAGAAGCUAAGAAUUUAACAGCAGUGAAAUCAGGAGGCACAUCAGACACAUUUGUGAAAGGGUACCUACUCCCAGAUGACAACAAAGCUACAAAACACAAGACUCCCAUAAUAAAGAAGAACGUGAACCCCCAGUGGAAUCAUACAUUUGCUUUCAGUGGCUUGAAUGUAUGGGAUAUACAUAAUGUCUGCUUAGAAUUGACUGUGUGGGACAAGGAGUCACUUUCCAGUAAUAUUUUUCUGGGAGGAGUUCGUUUGAGUACUGGAAGUGGCAUAAGUAAUGGCAAAGAGGUUGACUGGAUGGACUCUCAAGGAGAAGAGCAGCUUCUCUGGCAGAAGAUGAUUGACAGUCCUGGAACUUCUGUGGAGGGAAUAUUAAUGUUGAGAUCCAGCAUGGGAAAACGUAGACUCUAAAAGACUCUCUACUACUGAGGGGUAGCACAAGUCCUUCUCAUUUCAGCUGUGUUCAGCUCUUGUCACUUUGCCCAUUUGAAAAUGGGUAAGGGUUGUACUCUUUGCCUUGGAUAUUAAGGCUUUAUGUGAAAUUUUAAUGCAUUCUGCACUUUCAUGCACUCAUUUUUAACCCAGACUUCUUGAACAGAUUAUGUUUCUCCUGUAACCUGUGAGAAUGUGACUUCCUACAGAGAUUGGACUGGCUUUCUUUGUCCCUUGUGGCAGCUGGUGGUGUACAGCUGAUGGACAUUGCUGGCAGGGGACGUGGAGCAAGCAAAUUCUCUGAGUAGCCAUUUAGGAUGUAAAGUGUGUUUUACAUAUCUCCUUUUGGGUCAAAGAUGGCCUAGAAGACAAGAGUGAUUCAGUACAUUCAGAUUCCGAAUGAAUCUGUGCUUUGUUAUUUGAAAGACAAGAUGCCAUAAUGUUCAGAAGACUAACGUUUAUUUUUUAUGUUUGCUCAUUGGGCUGUGCGCUGUGCGGGAUGGCAGGCAUGGAACCAAGUAGCUCACUAAGGCCAGUUCACUGGCCAGCUGCACAAUGGAAAGAGUCAGCAGAUGAAGGAGUCUGAAGUGCCCAUGUUCAGGUGUUCUCUUGGUUAUUUAGUGCACUGUAUAAGAGGAAGACUUGGCUCAGUGUGAUCAAAGAGUCUCUAAUGAAAAUAAAUCAUAACAAAUCCUAAAGAAUUUCCAGAACUGUGU